Messenger RNA from Girardinichthys multiradiatus, 2527 nucleotides. RefSeq names its product Kv channel interacting protein 3b, calsenilin (gene kcnip3b). The coding region runs from base 901 to 1599 and encodes 232 amino acids. Gene Ontology annotation, biological process: regulation of potassium ion transmembrane transport; negative regulation of transcription by RNA polymerase II. NCBI's taxonomy places the organism in Eukaryota, Metazoa, Chordata, Actinopteri, Cyprinodontiformes, Goodeidae. The transcript has 8 exons. Gene Ontology annotation, cellular component: voltage-gated potassium channel complex; nucleus. The record is from RefSeq and is a predicted model, not a curated record. Gene Ontology annotation, molecular function: potassium channel regulator activity; RNA polymerase II cis-regulatory region sequence-specific DNA binding; calcium ion binding.
CCCCGCCUGGAGGCUGCUGAGUGAGCUUUUAUUUCUGCACUCGGAAUUGGACAGCACCUCUAAGCUCGUGCUCAGCUGUGAGCUUUGGAGCUGAAUCUGGAAGCUCUACGCAAGGAUUACUGGCCACUGUGGAGGCAGUGCAGCUGCAGACAUGGUUGGCUUGCUUGGAUUGUUUAGAUGAUAAGUUUGUGAGUCUUAUUUGUUUGGUUGUUGGGACAGAAAGGAUCUGAGGUGUUUGUUUAGGGUGGACAUUGCAACCCCAGGAAAUAAGAUUGUUCUCAGUUUGUAGAUUUCUGCUUCAGAUGUGAGUUCUUCUGAACUGCUCUUGUGGUUUAGGUCCAUAAUGGGGUUGCUUAUUCAGAUUUGUGCAUGUUGGUUUAUUUAUGGUGGGAGUAAAAUCACAAAAAUGGACACUGAUGCUGAUCGUUGCACUCUUCGCUUUGCCUUCAUGAUAUUUUAUCCUUACUAGAAAUAUAGUUUGUUUUCGUAAACGAUGACGUGAGGGGUGAUGGCAUCUGUUUGGAUUCAGAGGCUGGGCUGUAACUUCUGCAGAAUUAAGUCAAAAAAGUGAUUCUGAGCAUCUGCUUUAAUGGCUUGUCACACAGACUCCAUUUUCCCUGGUGGGCUCACACGCCGAGGUUUUCCAUAUAUGUCGGCUUUCAAAUAUUUUCCACGUCAGCAUCAGUGUUGACAUUAGAGCAGCAUUUUCGGUCUGGUUCUCAUGCUACACGUGUCCCAGGCCAAGAGAUAAACUUCUAACCUGAGUCUUCAGCUCUGUUAAAAACAUCUGUUUUGCACUAGUUUGGCUUGGUUUGACUCAGGCUGGUUCUGGUCUCUGCGGGGAAGCCAGACCUUUGCGUCCGGGCUGGGCCCUGAGCGGGCUCCUUCUGUCCUCAAACCAUGGGCAUCCAGGGCAUGGAGCUGUUCGCCAUUGGGGUAGUCGUCAUCCUCUUCAUGGCGGUUCUCAAGCAGUUUGGUAUCCUGGAGCCCAUUUCCUCAUUUGAAGAUGACAGCAGCGACAGUGACCUGGAGCUGUCGACGGUGCGCCACCAGCCUGAGGGGCUGGACCAGCUGCAGGCCCAGACCAAGUUCACCAGGAAGGAGCUUCAGUCUCUCUAUAGAGGCUUCAAGAACGAGUGUCCCAGUGGGCUGGUUGAUGAGGAGACAUUCAAGUCCAUCUAUUCUCAGUUCUUUCCCCAAGGAGAUGCAACUACCUACGCUCACUUCCUCUUCAACGCGUUCGACAUCGACAGAAAUGGCUCGAUCCACUUCGAAGACUUCGUCAUCGGUCUGUCAGUUCUGCUCAGAGGUUCGGUCACAGAGAAGCUCAACUGGGCCUUCAACCUUUAUGACAUAAAUAAGGACGGUUACAUCACCAAAGAGGAGAUGCUUGCAAUCAUGAAGUCCAUCUAUGACAUGAUGGGGAGGUACACGUACCCCUGUGUACGGGAUGAUGCACCAUCAGAGCAUGUUGACAAGUUCUUCCAGAAAAUGGACAAAAACAGAGAUGGGGUGGUGACUAUUGAAGAGUUCAUCGAGACAUGUCAGAAGGACGAAAACAUCAUGAACUCGAUGCAGCUGUUUGAAAAUGUGAUAUAAAACAGAGCUGGAUUCUCUCGGUAGUGUUUCCUUCAUUAGCACGUCUAAUUACUCAGCCACCUCACCCAUACCUCAGGCUCUGCACUAGCACUUAGAACCGCUGCUGAAUCACAAUGUAUGUACUGUAAAACACAGGAAACAUGCGUUCUUUUCUGCUCCCCACUGCACUCCUUCAGUUGUAUCAGGAAACUCUCCUUGGAUUUUAAAGAACUGCUGCAGAGAGGCAAUCAGCUUCCUGUGUGACAUUUCAUUUUCACCCACAGAAGAGCUCCUGUGCUUCUGUCAUCAGAUAUUAAGGGUUACCAAUUGAAAAGGAGACACUGAUCCGACCCGAGUCUUCAUGGAAACUACAUACACACUCAUCCAGAGGCACUGGCAACACUGGCUUGGUACUCAAGAUGUUUUAGAACAAAGAAAAAAUAUUUUGUAAAAAUCACAAAAAACAGAGAACUAAAGCAUGUUUGAAAUAUGUGAUGUGGGAAUAGCUUGCACUACAGUUUUCUGAUUAUGUAUAAAGGCCCUGUAGAUAUCUGCAUCUGAUGCACCACUGUUGAAAAGCAGUGUUUGUAUAUAUGUAUAGUUAAUAUAUCCUGCAUUGGGUUGGUCUCAUCUGUGCUGCACUGGAUGAUGGAACAACACCAGAACUGAAAAUUUGUUUAAGGGGUUCGUGUGUAAUUCUGUUAGAUACAUUCAUGUUUAGUGAUUGAAAUUAUUUAAAAAGUUCUGUCUUUUAGUAAUCUGAAAGAUUAUGUUAACUGGUGAGAUUGGAAAAGUAAAUUCCUGUGGACAGGUAUGCUGAAUUAGGUCUGUAACAUGUUUGUUCAGUGUACACAAGCAUGCGGACUCUCAGUCGCACAGUAAAAUGUACGGCACAGUUGGACCUUUGAGAAAUCACUAUAAUAAAGAUCCACAAAUUUUGCCACUUUCA